AUGCCUGUCAAAGAAUCCAGCGUAACGAAGCCCGUGGGGAUGGAUGAUACUGAAACCCUCCCCUUCUCCCCCAAACACGCAUCUUUGAAGAAGAGGCCGCCGCCUGCUGGUCAUGGCUUGCGAAUCACCAUCAGGAGCCGGGAUGAGCUGGGAUUAUCGAGAGAGACGGAAGGGCAUGACACUUGGGCCAUUCUCCACACCGUCAGGACUCAGGACUCAGGACUCAGGAUAGACGACGACGACGACGACGACGACGACGUUCAAGUGCCGUCCACCAAUCAGCUCAUUGUGCGGACAUCCAGAGUACCGCGCGACAAGAUGCCAGCCCAGCAUGAACCUGGAAAGCGGAAAGCAGCUGGACUGCAUGCAAGCCAACCGCCUGUCGACAUUGUCCUGAUUCCUCGGCAUUCCCCUCACCACCUGCGACGUUGGGGCCGUACGGCCCGUCCAGGCAGGUCUGGCCAGCUCUUUGCCGACCGACGCUCAUCAGCAAGUUCCAUUCCGCUCAUGUCGGACACGGCAGCUUGCCAUCCAGAACUCCCCCCUUCCCCGGGCGCAACACCCACAUGUCGCUGGUCUCGUUACCACGCUCUGCUCACCGCUUCUUCGGCCUCGACUGCCUUGCCUCCUCCCAUCGCGCCGCAUUGCUCCCUCACACGGCUGGCCGGCACGGUGCAGGAAUAUCGACACCAUGCAGCGGCCGCGUAG
Messenger RNA from Ustilaginoidea virens, 708 nucleotides. RefSeq lists its product as uncharacterized. The record is from RefSeq and is a predicted model, not a curated record. Lineage: Eukaryota; Fungi; Ascomycota; Sordariomycetes; Hypocreales; Clavicipitaceae. The transcript has 2 exons. Bases 1 to 708 code for a protein of 235 amino acids.